ACCUUGGCUGGUCUCGAAUUUUUGUGGGUUAGGACGUCUUCUCUACGGGGUUAUCGACAUGAAUAUUCCGAAAUGGGUGUAUUCAAGCGGGAUGUUGGGCCCAUUGACGCUCUUUUGUUCGUAUAAUCGCUUCCAGCUCGGAUCGUGUUGAAGAAGUGGACACAGAUGCCGAUGAAUCUCUGAAGCUCGCGCGCGUCUUGGGGGACCAACCUUCCACCCAAACACAGUCUCAUCACCCUCACUUCGACAAAGUUACGAAACUCCCCUACCUGUCAUCUCCAGCUAUGAAUCUUGAAAGAACAGAAAGUCCUUCGCAUGCGGAAGUCGAGGCCGGCUCAAGAUCUGCUCCCUAUGUAGCCGGUCAAGAGGUUGCUAUGCAGUUGGUCUCAGAGUCACCAGUUGCCUCUAUUACCGCAGCAGAGGAGAGGCGUGCCUGUCCAAAGAUCGGCUGGCACAUCAUGCCACUUAUCAUGAUCACCUUCAUGUUUCAGUAUAUCGACAAAGUCAUCCUCAGCGGCGCCACUCGAUUCGGCAUUAUUCAAGAUUUGCACCUCUAUACCGCUGCAGGUAUCAACCCUAAAACCCCAUGAGCCCAUUCCCAAUCUGAGGAAAUAUUUAAAAGCAACUCUGAUUAUCUACUGCGGUUGUUUGGCUGAGUUGCUUCCGGCGUCGUACUUGGCUCAGCAACUGCCGAUUGCCAAGUUCCUUGGAUGUACACUCAUUGUCUGGGAGUGCUGUGAUCAUGCUCG
Exophiala dermatitidis NIH/UT8656 is the source of this 749-nucleotide messenger RNA. RefSeq lists its product as uncharacterized. The coding region runs from base 285 to 590 and encodes 101 amino acids. The record is from RefSeq and is a predicted model, not a curated record. NCBI's taxonomy places the organism in Eukaryota, Fungi, Ascomycota, Eurotiomycetes, Chaetothyriales, Herpotrichiellaceae. The transcript is spliced from 2 exons.